Messenger RNA from Gongylonema pulchrum, 237 nucleotides. The record is from the annotation of a GenBank genome assembly. NCBI's taxonomy places the organism in Eukaryota, Metazoa, Nematoda, Chromadorea, Rhabditida, Gongylonematidae.
AUGAGUGGCACAAGCGCAGACAAUGUUUGGAUUUGUUUCUUCGCCGAAAAACCGAACCGGCUUUUACGCCAGAUGGGAGAUGAUUGCUUGGCUGACGGGCGUGCAAGGCCCCGGAACGAGACGAGGGAUGCUCAAUGCGCAAGAACAGUGCUGGGUCGAAGAGCAAACACCAUACUACAGGAACGUCAGCAGAAUGUGAUGCGCAAUGUAAACCGGCCGGACAAAUCGUUGCUCUGA